Molecule: messenger RNA, 8593 nt
Organism: Apis cerana (Asiatic honeybee)
Lineage: Eukaryota; Metazoa; Arthropoda; Insecta; Hymenoptera; Apidae
Gene: REPTOR-BP
Product: REPTOR-binding partner
Biological process (GO): regulation of DNA-templated transcription
Cellular component (GO): nucleus
Molecular function (GO): DNA-binding transcription factor activity
Source: RefSeq, a predicted model, not a curated record
CGUAAUACGAAAUACUCGACAGUCAGAGGUCUGGGGGUCUGCUGUGUGACCUUGCAGUGUUUGUAAACAGACACACGUUGCCGUUGUAAAGUAUUGAGAAUAGAAUACAAUCACGAUCUAACAAAGAGUGUCACAAAGUAUUUGCUUGAGGAACAUCGAAAAGAAGUAAAACCACGAGAGUCAUGGAACUGGAGCCUAUGUGUAUCGCUGAAAAUGAGACGGAGGGAUCUCGCGGUGAUCGGAAAGAGGGGGGUAAGAGGGGACGCAAGCCUGGAAGGAAGGCGUCCGACAAGACGGACAUGAAAGCCAAGCUUGAACGAAGUCGACAGAGUGCGAGGGAGUGUCGUGCUCGCAAGAAGCUAAGGUAUCAAUACCUCGAAGAGUUGGUAGCCGACCGCGAAAAGGCUGUGCUCGCACUUCGAAGGGAGUUGGAGAUGGGAUUCGACGAGCGCGGGCAAGAGCGAGUGUCGUCGGAUAUUCCACACUGGGUGUGUGUGUGUGUACAAGGAAAUAUGGCAAAAACGGGGAUAAACCGAACGAACGGCGUGCAACGGUUUCGCAGCUAUGGGCGGGAGAUUGAACUUCCGGAUGCUUGUUGACCAGCCGACGAAUCAGGUCGAUCUGCUCGAGUGCCAGUUGGACCGAGUCGAGGUGCUGGGAGGAACAGGGGACGUAAGCUGACCAAAACUGCAACAAGGAACGUAGUCGAGGUGAGCGCGUAUUUCUUUAAUCCUUUCUUCUUAAAUAACAACACGCCCCUUUUCGAUCAAUAUCGAAAUAUCGUCUCGAUCGAUUCGAUUCUCCACGAUUAACGUGAGUUGGAGUCUCGACGACAGGGAAAGAUUUAGAUUAUUAUCCGUAGAGAGAUGGUAAUUUCGAUUCGUUAGCGGAAAUAAAAUACUUUGGAAAUAAUUAAAAAGGGGUAUUACGGAACCGUGGUACAGGCAAGACGCCGCUUUGAAUUUUAAAUAGGGGGAUAUCGGGAGCCAUAAAUAAGAGAGUAUUUAUCCUACUGGCUCGCAAUGUAUAUACACCGGCUAAGAAUAUAUUCUACUUGGAGUGAAUUAAACCGAUGUAUCAGAUCCCGAGGAUUAAACGCGAUAUUUCAUUCGAGCCGAUAAGAGGGGCGAACGUGAGCUCGCAUAAAAACUACUUUUGUACGCCGCUCGAUCGUUGUUACGCCGUCAAACGGGACCGAAUCGUGCUCGAUAAUACCCACCAUCCCUUAGAUUCUUCCAUUUCUCUCGCUAUCUCCGCCGAGCAACCCCCCCCUCUUUUGCAAAAAUUCACGCGAAAUCUCAGAAAAUCUCUCAGAAUUCGAUUCGCGAUCUUUAUUUUUCUUUCAACUUUUAUUUUACACGGGUAAAAUAUUUUUAUUUAAAAUAAAAAACGCGCGCGUACAUACAUUAGGUACGUAGACAAGUUUCGUUUUUUAACUGGAUGAAACGCGCGUUCGGAGCGUCGAGGCGUUGUCGUAAAUCAACGGGUGACGCCUUCCAACCCCUUGUUUUCCUCCCUUCCUCCUUUAUUAUCCUUCUUUCUUUCUCUUCUUCCUCCGUCAAACGCGACACCGUUUCCGCGACUUCAUUACCCGUCCAGAAGGGAUUUUUACAAUUUUCUCUUCCUCGCGAGUUACAUAAACACCGUUCGAGUACCUUUUCCCCUCCCCUCCCCUCUGGAGCUAAUUGCGAAACGGUAAUAAUUUAAAUCGCCGCGGCAAAGGUUAUACACGGUUCGAGGGCAAAAGGGGUUGUUUCCGUGAAACGAAACCGCGUUCUCGCAAACUUUUUGAUUUCUCGUUAAUGCAAUUAAUUCCUUCCUCCAACGGCCUGUUAUCAAACAAUUUCACCCUCGACCCGAGAAUUUAUUCUUAAUUAACGACUCUCGCUACUUUCGAAGCGAUCGGUUCGAAAGAAAGAAAGGAAAAAAAAAAAAACAAAAAUGAAAUUGCAUCUCGAAAUACAACCGCGUAUACCGCGUUUUGUACUCGAACGCAAUCGUCGGCUUUUUGAUCCGUGUUCCGCGAUAGCGAAUCGAGCGACGAUUAAACGCACGGAAACGGGAACUGUUUGCUUGAAAAAACUUUGUUCCAAUGUCUCGUUAGCAUCGAAUUUUAGGUCAGGUAUUUUAUAUAAAAUCGUGUGUUUCUCGUCGUACAGCGAUACGAUUUUUUUCCUCUUUUUCCCUCCCUUUUUCCCUCCCCUCCUCCAACGUUGACGUUUCGCGCAAAAUCGGAGACGGGUUAGUUUUAGGUCAGACGUCCCGUAAAAAUAUUCACCCUCCCUGCCCCGUCGACGACGGAUAUAAUCGGCGAUGUUGUCCCACUUUAAAGACGACGCUCGGGCGACCCUUUGGUGAAAUUGGAUCGCAACAUCCGCCAAACCUUCUCGCCAAGGGAUCGCCAUCCUCCCCUCCUUUUUCAUUUUCAGAAUCCGCUUUAUCGCGCUAGCGUUAGAAUUAUUCGCAGGAUGGAACGCGCAUCGAAAGCCGGUAUCUCGAGCUUUCCGUUCGAUACGCGCAUUCUUCUCCCUAUCAGACAUCGGGUUUAAACCCAAUUCCCCGAAGCUGGAACGUUUUGAAUGGAGCACGACUCGAGUUAUUUCGAAUCGGUUGGAAUUCACUUUUGGAACGUAGCGGGCAGGAAUCGCGACCGAUUGCUCGGGGAUACCUUCCUCCCGGGCGCAAUCGGAACCGCUUGUACAGCGUUGUAGAUUUUUCCAUGCAUCAGACUCGAGAAGCUUGCUCCUCCAUUCGAAAAAUUCGUUCCAGGACAGACUCUAUACGUAUUAUACUCGUCGUAGCGUGACCGCGUUCGAAAUCGUUUCGUACGUAAACAAGAUUACGUACGCCCUUACGUAUUUCCGGCUACGAGCGCGGGGUCCGGCAUAUAAGGGAUGGCAGGGCGAUCAAUGCUUCGUAACCUUUCCGCGGCGGAUGCCUUCCCUCUCCGUCCGAAUUAACCAAGACAGUGAUGGAUCGAGUCGAGACUGGCUCGCCAGAUAUAUCCUGUGCACGUGUACAACGGCGCCGUGUAUAUUAUGCAUACACGCGCGUUCGUUUCAGUGAGCAUAACCGGCCAGUCGCCCCCUUUCGUCUCGAUGCGAGCAAACUGAAUGCCUUCGGCGAACGUUGACGUUUGAGAAACGACCCAUAAAAUUAGACGAUCGUUUUGUCGCCUAUGCCUCCCGCCUAACCUCCUUAAAUUUCUCCUUGUUCGAGCUUGUUUAUCGUUAAACUCAUCCUCCCUCGCGGCGAACGUUUUCCCUCCUCUUUCCUCGGCAAUUCAUAAUCAUAACCCGCGUUAUUUGCGUAAUUAGUAUUCCCUUUUAAUCGCGCUAUUAAUUAAAUUGGAUCGCGGUACGCGUGGAAGAAGCUUGUUCGAAUCUCCCCCUCUUGACGCGCCCUGUCACACCUCUCCGUUACGUAACACCAGAGGGGAGAGAGUAAAAUGGAGCCUUCGACUCUCGCAACCACCCGCUGCCUUCCUCUUCAUCAUCCUAUGCCCUCCUUUGCGCGCGUAAUCGCGCCUUCCAGACGAGCUUCUAAUAGGAGGCAGACUAUUUCUAACGAGCAAUCGGGGCUAAGGUGUUUUCCAAGAUCUUCCUUUUCCUUUUUCACGCCGACUCGAUCGAACGGCGCAGACGACCGGAGCCGGUUCUCUCCUCGAUGGAAUUCCAUUUCCGACUUCUUAAAGUUAAACCUCCAUUUCGAAUAAAGGGGAACCGCCUGGUUCGAAGAAAGUGGAGGGCCACUCUCUUUUUUCGAAUUUCCAACUUUGCUUCGAUCGAUUCGACACAGCAAUCGUCGCGUUUCCACAGGAAUUUAAAUAUCUCCCUUUUUACGCUCGUACAACCCCGUUUUCAUCGGGAGUGACGUCGACAUUUGUUCAACACCGAGCCGGAUCUUAAUGAAAGAGCGCGCUUCAUCGAAUUCGGCAUUCGUGAAACAACAGCUCGGCUCGGGAUCGUCGUUCGAGGCCGCGUCAAAAAUAUAUUUUCCGUCUAGACUCGUGUCGAGGUCGCGUCGCGGCCUAGGUCGGCGAUAACGAAACGAAAUUCAUCGCGAAAGCAAUUUCACAGGUAGCCAGUUUCAUUACGUAACGCGCAUGGCGAUUCGUUCAGAAAGGGCGUGUCGAGGGACCGACUACUACCACUACGUUGCCCGGCUUUUAUACACGCGCGCAAACCAGUGAAAUUAUAAUCUACUUUUGUCCGCGUGAUGUUACUUAGACGCGUGCUUCUUUCAACCGGUGCUCCUGUCCUUUCCAGAGUCGAAACCGACGUUUUCAUUAGAUUUAUCAAGUAGAAACCGUUCUUUCUCUUUCCCUCUCUUCGAGAUUAAUCUCGUUAAGGAAACUACGUCGAUUACGAUUAAAAAGAUCGUCCAAGAUUAUUCCAAGGAUCGGGUAAACGAUUUUACGUAAUUCGUUCGUAUUAAGUUCACGGUACAGAGUGUAGAUUAGAAAUCGAAAAUCGAUAUCGAGGCGCGUAUUCUCUCUAUCUCCGUUCGAGAGGGAAUAAGACGAGAUAAAUUGUGAUCAAGGGAAAUGUUAAUCCCGAUAAUGAGUUUGGUCGAGUUUCCGUGCAAAAUCGUCGGAUUAAGCUUCCCUGUACUUUGGACAGAGCGAACGAAGGGAUCGGUUAUCGCUGGAUUCGCGCGAUCGCAACCGUUCCUCUCCUUCUAUUUCGCCUCACGAGGAACCCGUAACAAUCACAAUUUUCCGUUACCACCGCAAUCUUCUCCCUCCAUCGUUUAGCGUAACGUCAUCAUCGAGGGUACGGAAAGCCGGGUACAAAAGAGAUGGCGAUUUUCUAUUUUCCACCACCAAAUAGUCUCCUCUCUACCCUUUUCGAGUCGUGUCUUCGUUCGAAAGGGGAGAGCGAUUCCGAUCGAUCAUUUUCCGAACGAGUCGAGAGAGGUCGGAAAAGAAAAAAAAGAUUUAUUCGAUUUAGGGAAUCGAAAAUAGGUCGCAAGUCCGAGUGGCACGUUUGACUUUUUAAGUGGCCGGGACGAUCCCUUCUCCGGAGUUUCUGAUCGAAAUAUUUAACACGGAGACUCGAUUCGAACGAAUAAAAUCGGAGAAAAAGGGGUCCGCGAUCUAUCCUCUUCGUUAUUCGAUUUACCUUUUCGAAGAUAAUGUCAAAGAUAAAAGGGAUUUCGUCAAUUGUAUGAAGGAGAUAAGGAACGAGAAGUAAUUGAAACAUCGUGAAAACUUGAAAAAUACGGAAACGAUUUUUACGAUUUUUAGUUUGGUCGAGCUAAUUCUCUCUCGACUGGAAGAUCGUUUCUCGAGAGCUAUUGGAACGCGUAUUGUUGUCCGAUUUCGUCGUGUCCGCGCCAUUCCACCGAUCCUGGGGGAAGGAAGGAAGGAAACGAAAGAGGGUGGAGCUCGUAAUUUUCGUCCGGCUAUAAAUCGUGGCUCGAGGGAGAAAGGACUUUUCUCGAAAAGUGUUUCAAAUGGGUGAUGCACCGGCUCUUUCACCAACCUCCUCCUCGAGAGAAUAUUUGCCCGAUUGCUCGGGAAGAAAAGUAGCGAUGCUUCGCUACGAGUAAUUGGACGCCACAUCGAGAAAAUUUAUAUAUAUAUAUAUCGUCCGUUUUCGGUCUUGGCUCCACUUUCCACCGGAUUAAUGUCUUUUCACGAAAGCUUGUUGCGGUUAUCAUCGCGCUCACCUGCGCUGCAACCAUGCCCUCCUUCAAUCUUCUCAGAUCCGUGUGGCUCCACGCGCUCCGCGACCAGGGGUGGGUAUCCCUCAGGUCAUCAAACCUGAAUUCCCUCAGCUGAUUCUUCAAGAACUUGCGUAUGUUCCACGGUAGAUCGUUGUGCCUGGAACAACAAACGAGGGAAUAAAAAAAAAGGAAAACCUCAUGGUCGAUCUUUCCAUAUUUAAAUUAUUUUGAAACUCAACGUGAUCACUCUCAUCAACACAUUUUCCACCGCGACACACGAUUACGAUUACACCGUGGCCGACAGCGUGAAAUGGCCCCGUUAGAGAGAACGCAUCGCUGUGUGUAUACACGGGCUGCGAACAGGAGGAGAGGGAUGAUAGAAGGGAGAUGCAGGGUGGGGAAGAGGGAUAGGAGCAAAGUUUGCCCCUUACAAUGGCAUUAGCCGGCGUACAAGUUUCGCGACAAGGUUCGGUUACUCAGGCCGUGGUCGGUCCCCGCCCUAACUUAUUCCAUCCUUCCAAUCCUUCAUUUCUUUCAGCGACCGUCCCCGCGGAGGGACGCUGGUCAAACAUUGGUAUCCGCCGUCCGGCUUCCUCGGACGCGUCAACAUUGUUAGCCAACCAACAGGGAAACUCGCGAAGGAGAGAAAACUCUUUCCAAUCUUAUCCAUCCUUCGUACGGGCUCGAACCACCGUUCAAAUUCUUCGACAAAUAUCGACCCUUUGCGCUCGAAUCGCCACUCGAUUCGACGCGAUAACUCGAGGGGCCAUCGUUUGGAUCGAUAUUUACUUUUGUUCGAUUUUUUAAAAUAAAUAUUCGAUUUGAUUCCUAAGCUCUUUACGUGUAUGAUCUUAUAAAGCGUGGAAUGAUCGAACUACUUUCGGCGUUGGUUUGACAGUCGUGGGAAUAGAAAGAUUUUCAAAGUUUUUGACGAUAGAGAAAUGAGAGCGAUGAAAAUAGAAAUGUAGCAUGAGAAAGUGAAAAAUAAGAAUAGUAGACGGUGAAUGUAAGAGAGAGAGAGAGAGAGAGCACGUUAUUGGUAUUGCUCUUAAUAUUCUUAAUGAAAUAAGAAAGAUGAAAAACAUCAAACAUUUUAUAUAUUUGCCCUGACAAAUCGAGGAUGCAUCUUGGUAAUUGCUUCAUAAAAUAUCACACGAAAUAGACUUUACCAGACAAAUUUCUUUUCUUUAUACCUAAAGAUAAAGUAUUAAAUUAUAAAAGUUUUCAUACGUUUAAUUGGUGUGUGAAAUCAUUUUAAGUUAGAAUGGGUGCGUCUGGAAUUGUUGGUUCAGCCGAAGAAGUUCAGUAAAAAAGACAAAAGGGAUAAUAUCUACGGAUGUUUACGCGUAUAUUAGGUGUGCAAAUAACUUCCUUCCCCCUUUUUUCCAAGAUCCGGCCGAAUUCGAAUUACUUCCCAUUCGUCCGAAAGAGCGUUCCUUCGUUUUCAAGAAGAUGAGAGUUUCGUGCAACAAUUUCGAGCGUCACUGCUUGCCUUUUUGCGUUCCAGCUUAGGAAAUCAGGCGUCGAAACUACCGAAAUAGUUCGUUCUCGCCACUGGAGAGAACGCUUAUCUUACAAAACACCCAAAAAGUCGUAGCAAAGAUUUAAAACCGAAAAUUUUAAUUUGGAAAACGAAACAAGGCGCAGCCUGAGAGUUCUAAUAAAAUGAAUUGAAUCUUGAAAAAAAGGGAGGAAAGAAGUUAUUCGCACGUCUAAUAAAUAAAUCGGCGCGAUUGAUUUUUCUUAUUAUCGAGACACAAAGUUAAAAACACAAAGUAAAAAAGAGAGAGAGAGAGAAAGAGAGGGAGAUUAUCUUAGAUCUCCAUGUAAUCCGCGUUACGGGGAUAUAGAGAAAGGGUGAGAAGGGAAGAUGGGUGAUAUCCUAGGAAACUUUGCGUCUUGGAAUUAUAGCAGUUAGUCGACAUCUAACUUGCUUUCAGUUCGUCUCUCUCCGCGGUAUUCUUGUUCCAUGUUAAUUCACUCGGUCGGACUUUACCCUGCGUAAUACACGGCUAUCGGGUUUCCAGUUACAAUCAAUGUUACACCGCUUGUUACGAUCCCCUUCCCUGCGAUCUCGAGACGCCGCUUAAGCUUAGAUUUGCCGCGUUAUCUUCGCCAAUUUAGCACCGGGGCAAAGGUGCGCUCGGGCUACGUGUUCGUUUAAACGCUGACAGCGCGGUGCUCGAGCCGUGUUAAGCUUUAAUUAAACCAACUACUAACGAUAGGGGGAGGAAAAGGGGUAAACAGGAAACUUUUCGAACGAUUCGAGAGGAGAGGAAACAAAAGAAAGAAAUAGAGAGUCGCGGAAGGUUAAUCCGUGAAACGAGUGUAAUUAAACGUGGAGGUUGGAGGUUCUCACGAGAGUAUUCAGACGGGAUAAUUCGAAGCACGCGUCUUCGCUCCGCCUCUGAUUCGUCACUCGGCGCAUUAAUCGAACAGACGAGACAAUUUGAAUAUAAUCGGACGGAUGAUGAGAUAAGAAUUUCUCCGCGCGGAUGCGUCGAGUCGUAUUAGUCGGAUUAAUCGAGGGAGCGACUUGUAUUUCUUCACGGCAUCGCGAUUACGCGUCGUCACGCCAGCGCGUAAUUAUUAUUCGAGGAAACGUUCCAUUCCAUACAAGUUUUACCCUCCCUCGACGAUGCGUGCGACCACGAGGGAAUUUUAAACGGCGCGACAACCUUCGACAACUUUGUUUCCGAGUUCCCUUCUUUUUCUCAAUCCUGUGCUCCUAUACGCGGAUGGCGUAGCGCGAGUAAUCGAUUCUGCGAUACCUCGAUGUGUUUCGUAUAUACAUACGGAACAUCUCGUACGGGAUAAUCGUUUCGAGACUAGAAAUUUUAAAGCUCGUAAAGCUCGAUGGAAGAAAAGCUUGUUCGAGGAAUUAUUCUGUUCCAAUUAAUUAAAAAAAAACAAAAAAAAGAAA